CAGCGGGUAGGACUGCUGGGCCGGCAGCUCCGCGGAGAGGCUGCGCGCGCUGGCCGGGGAAGGCGGAGAGCCGGGCCCGCUGCCUACGGGACACUGCGCGGUACCCGGGCGCGAGGCGAGGCGCCCGCGCGCGCCAGGUGGCGCGAGGCUGCGGCCCCGGGAGCCCUCGCGCGCCGCCCGGGGCCAUGGGCGCGUGAGAGCCCGGCACGCGCCUCCCUGCUGCAGCUCCCAAGCUCGUACACGGGCUGCACUGUCCCCUGGGCCGUUCCUGCGUCCGUCCUGUGCCACCUGGACCUGCUGUUCCUCGGCGCCGAGACCCCCGAGGCUGCAUCCGACUCUCCGCUGCCGCCGCCGCCGCUGCUGCUCACCGGCUUCCCCUCCCCCCACACUCGGGACUCCGAGCAGGAGGAGGAGGGGCCGGUGCAUUCUCGCCUCUGCUCUUUGCAACCUGCGGGGGCUGGUGCAUGCCCGGCGAGAAGCCGGGGCCGCUGCAGGUGCGUGCAAUCCCGGGAGAGGAAGACCACCCCACCCACGAGCAAACCCGAAGGCUGCAAGCCGCGGGCGGGUAGGCGAGAGGAAGCAACAAAGACAGGCUGCAGCUGGGGCUGGUGAGAGGGGCCGCGGCCGCCGGGCUCCCAGCGCGGACGGAGAGGGCGCCCUGGGAGCGGCGCGGGCAAAGCUGCAGCCUUGAGCGGGGCCCCGAGGGGAGGCGCAGCGCCUCCCGCCGGACACGGCGAGCACAGGCUUUGGCGAAGAUGCGCCGUCUGAGAGACCGUGCAGCCCGCAGCCCCGGUGAACGCGACCCCCACUGAGCGGAAAACCUCCCGACUUUGAACUGCGAGGUCCAGUGUCCGGAUCGCUCUCAUCUACGCGCCCGUUCCCGCCCGGACAGAGGCGUCGGCCCCCUAGCGGGGUUCCUCAGGCAGCUUCUCCCUCCCCUGCAUGGCUGCGACCCUAGCAGCGGAGCGUCGUGGCCACUAAGAUCUGGUGCCCUUCUCCUGCGUGGCUGAUCCGGGACCCGGCCGCAGAGUGCGCCCCAGCAGGGGCCCCCGGCUCAGCCAUGCUGGCCUGUCUGCAGAGGACCCAAAACCCACCGGGCCAGCACCUGGUCUGCCCGAGCAAGAGCCUGGAGCUGCGCAAGUGCGAGAUGACAGCCAGCUCCAUGCAUUCUUCCCGAUACCCAAGCCCAGCCGAGCUGGACGCCUAUGCUGAGAAGGUGGCCAACAGCCCACUGUCCAUCAAGAUCUUCCCCACCAACAUCCGUGUGCCCCAGCACAAGCACCUCAGCCGCACGGUCAAUGGCUAUGACACCAGUGGCCAGCGCUACAGCCCCUACCCACAGCAUGCCAGUGGCUACCAGGGGCUGCUGGCCAUUGUCAAGGCUGCUGUCUCCUCCUCUAGUGCAGCCACCUCCACUGGGUCAGCCAAAAGCGUGCUCAAGAGUGCCGAGGGCAAGCGGACCAAGCUGUCGCCGGCCACUGUGCAGGUGGGCAUUGCGCCCUACCCAGCACCUAGCACCCUAGGGUCCUUGGCCUACCCCAAGCCACCUGAAGCACCUGCCCCGCCACCCAGCCUGCCUGCAGCUGCCACUGCCGCCUCCGUCAUCCCCCUGCCAGGCCGGGGCCUGCCCCUGCCCCCCUCUAACCUGCCUUCCAUCCACAGCAUCCUCUACCAGCUCAACCAGCAGUGCCAGGCCCCAGGCGCUGUGCCCACCACCUGCCAGGCCGUGGCUGUUCCUCACCCCAGCCCGGCCAAGCACGGCCCCAUGCCCAGCUUCCCCAGCAUGGCCUACUCAGCCACCGCGGGUCUGCCCGACUGCCGGAAAGCUACAGAGCUGGGUCCUGGAGCCACCCCAUCCCUGACACUAGCUGGGGCGACCAAGCCUGCAGGGUACACGGAGGGUGGUCUAGAUUACCUGCUGUGGCCACAGAAGCCACCCCCACCACCGCCCCAGCCCCUGCGCACCUACAGCAGUGGCACAGUGGCCAGCAAGUCCCCAGAGGCCUGUGGCAGUCGGGCCUACGAGCGGGCCAGUGGGUCACCCCUCAACUGCAGCGUGGGGCUGCCAGCCAGCUUCACUGUGGGCCAGUACUUCGCUGCCCCCUGGAACAGCGUGCUGGUAACCCCCACCAGCGACUGCUACAAUCCUGCUGCAGCGGCAGCAGUGGCAGUGACGGAGCUCGGGCCUGGAGCCACCCGGGAGCUGGCAGGGCCUCCCGCAGACACCCUGGCAGGCCUGCCCAGCAAGAGCAUGUGCAACACGUCGGUGCUGAGCAGCAGCCUGCAGUCCCUGGAGUACCUCAUCAACGACAUCCGGCCGCCCUGCAUCAAGGAGCAGAUGCUGGGCAAGGGUUACGAGACGGUGGCCGUGCCGCGGCUGCUUGACCACCAGCACGCCCACAUCCGCCUGCCCGUUUACAGAUAGGUCUGCUUGGCGGACACUCGGACAGAUGGACAGGGUGCCAGGUGGGGACGCAGGCCGUGGAGCAAGGUGGGCAGCUCCCAGGAUCCCCAGUCCCGCUCUGUGCCCAUGGGGUGCCCCCCGAGGAAGCCAGGCUUUGGGCAGAUGGAGGGCGGCAGGGUGACCUCACAUACUGAAGCCCCUCCCCCAUCACUGCCCCAGGACACAGGGAGACCCUGGGAGGGCCGGGAACACCUACACCUUCCUGCAUCCGGACUGGCGAGGGCAGGGAGAGGAAAACCACUUACACACAGGGAAAGUUCUUUCUGGGUCUCUGCCAGAGGGGCUCAGGCAGGGUGGGGGACCAUUCACUGCAGCCCUCAUCCCCACGAGCCCCUAUAAGAUGGGGCCUAUAAGAAGUCACCCGGCCCCAAAUAGUCCCACACCAGCCAAUCCAGGUAAAGAUCACGCUGACCUUAGAAUCCUAGAGGCCCUAGGACUACUGGCCCCUGUCUCCUCCCUCAGAUUCUCUCCCCGACCCACUCCUUCCUAACACACAAUCAUCUUCCCACCCCCACUCUACACCCUGGACCAGUGUCUGCCCCUUUCUCUCCAAUACAUCUUAUAGGGCUGCUGGGCACAGUUACACAGGCUGUGUACCGCAUAAAGGAACCUCGUCUGAGGAGACACCACUUGCAUUCUAGAUGUGUAUAUUUAUUACAAUUUUCUGCAUCUUUAGGAAGGGGCAUCAUUUUCCUAUUCGCACAAAGGCACCCGAGGGGCUUAACAGUGGGCCUGCAAACUUCAGACCCCAUUCAGAGGGACCCCACGUUGUCUUCAGCAAGAGUAAAGGGGGGCUGUCCUCCUGGGAGCCAGUGACGGGGCGGCCUCCUGGUUUUGGAACCAUCCAACUCCUGUCCUGCAAGCCGCCCUCCAAGGCCUGAAGCCCCCGUGUGCAGCCCCUCCCCUGGCGCUCCACAGCGGUACUGUAUCUCUCCAAGGCCUGUUCAAGCACUAAGUGCAUUUACGAAUCUCUGAGAAUGUUUUUUUUUAUACUAAAAUUGACCAUUAUAUUCUACUGUGAGAAGUGCAGUCUGCACUAUAUUGUUUUAAAAACGAAGAGACAGAAAAAAAAGAGGAAAACACA
Cavia porcellus (domestic guinea pig) is the source of this 3548-nucleotide messenger RNA. It is a transcript of the gene Fam222a, whose product is annotated as family with sequence similarity 222 member A. The record is from RefSeq and is a predicted model, not a curated record. The coding region runs from base 1061 to 2425 and encodes 454 amino acids. NCBI's taxonomy places the organism in Eukaryota, Metazoa, Chordata, Mammalia, Rodentia, Caviidae. The transcript is spliced from 3 exons.